Hemicordylus capensis (graceful crag lizard) is the source of this 4282-nucleotide messenger RNA. It is a transcript of the gene ZRANB3, whose product is annotated as zinc finger RANBP2-type containing 3. The transcript is spliced from 21 exons. Lineage: Eukaryota; Metazoa; Chordata; Lepidosauria; Squamata; Cordylidae. Gene Ontology annotation, biological process: replication fork processing; DNA repair. Bases 160 to 3498 code for a protein of 1112 amino acids. Gene Ontology annotation, cellular component: nuclear replication fork. Gene Ontology annotation, molecular function: zinc ion binding; ATP-dependent chromatin remodeler activity; ATP binding. The record is from RefSeq and is a predicted model, not a curated record.
AAGUUCUUCUCUAUAUUCGGAAAUGGCAUGGUUUCUUCUCCCUUAGUUUUUCCUCUGUGCCCGCCUAGAGAGGAUAUGCUGUGAGCAAUUUCCCUUCAAACACCGUAAUUAUGAACCUUAAGCUAAUGGAGAGAAGAACCACAAAUCCCAAGGUUGAACAUGGCAAGUACCACAGAAGAGACUCCUACACUUGAAACAUCUUGUUCGGAUUCUGAUGUUGGUAAAGAACUGUCAUGCUUACCUGAAAAGCUAAGAGAGAGGCUGCUUCCUUUUCAGAAGAAAGGAGUUGUGUUUGCAUUGCAGAGAGAUGGCAGGUGUAUGAUUGCAGAUGAGAUGGGCUUGGGGAAGACUAUUCAAGCAAUAGCUGCAUCUUACUACUACAAAAAUGAAUGGCCCCUAUUAAUAGUGGUGCCCUCCUCUCUGAGGUACCCUUGGGUUGAUGAGCUGGAGAAAUGGAUCCCAGCCCUUUGUCCAGAGGAUAUUAUCAUCAUCCAGAACAAAACAGACAUCUGGAGAAUACCCACAAGCAAAGUGACUGUGCUAGGUUAUGGCUUGCUAACUUCAGAUGCACAGACGUUAAUAGAUGCUCUAUACAAGCAGAACUUCAAAGUAGUGGUAGUUGAUGAAUCCCACUACAUGAAAUCCAGAAAUGCAGCUCGUAGCAAGAUUCUGUUGCCUAUUGUACAGAAAGCUUUUCGGGCCAUCCUGCUUACUGGAACUCCUGCUUUAGGAAGACCUGAAGAGCUUUUCAUGCAGCUCGAAGCACUUUACCCAGGGAAGUUUGGGACAUGGACUGAAUAUGCAAACAAGUACUGUGAUGCACGUGUCAGGUUUUUUGGCAAAAGACGACAGUGGGACUGCAGAGGAGCUUCCAAUUUAGAUGAACUGCACCAGUUACUAAGUAAUGUAAUGAUCAGGCGUCUAAAGAAUCAAGUUCUAACUCAACUGCCACCUAAAAUCAGGCAGCGCAUUGCUUUCGACCUUCCCAAAGCUGCAGCUAUGGAAUUAAAUGCUAGUUUUGAAGAGUGGGAGAAAUUAAUGAGGGCUUCAAAUUUAGAUUCUACAGAAAAUGACUUUGUGCAGGUGAUGGGUCUAAUUACACGCAUGUUUAAACAGACUGCCAUUGCCAAGGCAGGCGCUGUAAAGGAUUAUAUCAAGAUGCUGCUUGAAAAUGACCAAUUGAAAUUUCUCAUCUUUGCACAUCACUUAACCAUGCUUCAGGCAUGCACAGAGGCAGUAAUAGAAAGUAAGGCUUGCUAUAUUCGAAUAGAUGGAAGUGUACCUUCUGCAGAAAGAAUAAACCUUGUAAAUCAGUUUCAGAAGGACCCAGAUACUAGAGUGGCCGUUCUGAGCAUUCAGGCUGCUGGUCAGGGCUUAACCUUUACUGCUGCCACUCAUGUUGUUUUUGCCGAGCUAUACUGGGACCCGGGACAUAUAAAACAAGCAGAGGACAGAGCACAUCGGAUUGGACAGUGCAGUUCUGUGAACAUCCAUUACCUUAUCGCAAAUGGAACUCUGGAUCCUCUCAUGUGGGCAAUGUUGAACCGCAAGGCCACAGUUACGGGUGCCACACUAAAUGGCAAGAAAGAGAAAAUGCAUGCAAAAGAAGGAGACAGAGAACAAUGGAGUUUUCUGAAUUUUGCUGAAGCCUGGACCCCUAAUGAAAGUCUGGAUGAGCUAAAGAAUGAGGUUUUAUUCACACAUUUUGAAAAGGAAAAGCAGCAUGAUAUUCGUGCCUUUUUUUCACCAAAACCAAAUACUGAGAAAAAGCGAAAAAUGGUUUCUUGUGAUAAACCUUCAAGCUUCACGUCAGAUUCUUCUCAAGUUUCUGAGGGAAAAGAUAUGGAGAAUGGUGGAUAUUUGGACUUUGGAGAACAAAAUGAUAUGGAUGUACUUUGCAGUGAAGCAAAGAGACCAAGAGCUCUAGAAACAUCUACUCCAAAGAGGAGUUCUUCUAACAAAGGGAGAAAAGCUUUGUUUGGGAAAACAAACCAUUCAUGUACAGAAGAAAGUACCCAGGGGGACUUUGGCACUCUGUUAUCUCACUCAAGCAAAGAUACUUCUUCUGAAGCAGUCUGGCAUUGCAGUCUUUGCACUUACAGUAAUAAUCCAUUGCUGCCUUAUUGUGAAAUAUGUGACUCUCCUAGGGGAAGAAACAUUAAACAGGAAAAAAGUCAAAUGAGCGACUCUAUUGCUACCCAAAGUGAUAAAGAAAAUGUGGCUCAAGCUACUAUAAAUCUUAAUGAUGCAGACCCAACCAAAAAAGUUGGGCAGAGGAGAAGCUUUGGACAACAGCUAACUGGAAUGUCUGGCGAAAACAAGGAAGAAACCACCAUUGUCUCUAAUAAGCAUCCUGACUGUUGCAAGCAAGAGCUUGGAGAAAAGCAUUUAGAGGCUUCAGAAUCCUUUCCAGUGUAUAGAGGCCUGGUGUUCUGUGCAAGUAGGAACACAGACCGAAUUCAUGUCUAUACCAAGGAUGGCGAGCCCCUGAAUUGUAACUUCAUUCCACUGGAUAUAAAAUUAGAUAACUGGGAAGAUUUACCAGAGUGCCUUCAACAAAAACAGAAUCGUUCAUUGAUACUUAGGUUUAUAAGAGAAUGGGAUAGUCUGACAGCCAUGAAGCAGAGAAUUAUCAGGAAAAGUGGCCAGAGAUUUUCUAGUCCCAUUCUUGCUGCUGAAGAGAUGUUGUCUAAACAACAAGCCAAACUCUGCAGUACCAAGCGGUAUGUGACAAAAGAAGACGUUGCCAAAGCUUCACUAAGGAAAGUUGACAACAGUGGAGGAAGUGUUCGUAUGGUCACAAAAAAUCCUACAGUUGUCUUAACCCAAGCUGCCUCUGCUGGAGAACAGGUCGAGCCUUCUAUAAAGUUGGCUUCAGAAGAUGGAGAUUACCCAAUCUUUGAUUCAAACACCAGUCAGAUAGACGCUACUGAGGCGGCUUCUUUGGGCAAAGGCUACUUGCAGGCUGUAGAUAAUGAAGGGAAUCCACUUUGCCUCCAAUGCCAAAAACCAAUUGUCCAGCUCGACCAAAUGUCCACCUCUACAGCCUGGGACACACGGUUUUGUUCUCAUAAAUGUCAGGAUGAUUUUCUAAUCCGUUCUAGCCAAAGUUACUUGAGAACCAAAGUAUUUGAAAUAGAACAUGGGGUUUGUCAGAUGUGUAGUCUCAAUGCUCAGGAACUCUAUCUCUGUGUCAGAGAUGCCCCAAAGAAUCAGCGUAAAAGUCUUCUGGAGAGUUCUUGGAUGUCCAAGCUGCCUUUAAUGCAGUUAAAUGAAAUUAUACUGAACCCAACUGAAGGUCACUUCUGGCAAGUGGAUCAUAUCAAGCCAGUUUACAGUGGAGGAGGACAGUGUUCUCUAGAAAACCUUCAAACACUCUGUACAGUUUGUCACAAGGAGAGAACAGCAAAGCAAGCUAAGGAAAGAAGUCAACUGAAGAGACAAGGCAUAGCUUCAAAAUAUGGCUCUGACAUUACUAAAUUUUUUGUGAAGUUAUGAAAUUGCCAAGCUGGACUGUUACGCCAAUGGUUAUGUACAUAUUUUGAACAGAUUGAUAAAUCAUGCAUUAAGGCUGUUAAUGAUGUAGAAAGACUCCCAUGGUCAGGUCUUUCUGAUAUCCAAGUAAAACCCUUACAGCUUUUACUUGGAUAUAGAAAUAUCAUGUAACAAUACUAGGACAGAAUAGGCAUUUUGGAUUGAACUGCCAAGUUAUGAUGGAGUGAAGCAAAGACAAAACACUUGGCUGUUACCUUAAACUGACAUUCUGUGGACAUCUCUGCUUGAACCAUAUUGUUGGCUGAUACAGCUUUCUUAACAUUCAUCUGUAGGAGGGGGGCCUUUUCAUACAACAGGUAUAGAAUUGUGAGACUGAAAAACAGUCAAAAAGUAAAGAUGAAGUACAAGCUUUCAUCUUUAUUUGCAGCAGUUAGUACUUAAGCCAGAGUAACACCAGCACACUGGCCCACAGCCAGCACAGGGCAACGCUGGCAAUGGGGCACCAGCCAUGCUGCUACCACCAGUGUUUCCUUGGGCUCUUUGUGGAUCAUUUAUUGACAAGUUUCACUUGUUCCGAUAACCAGCCCUGCUGUAGCGAAUGGAGUUCAGGUCCCAAACACCGUAGGAAGAGCAAGUAUCAGCAGCACAGCUGUUGCCUGGACUAAGCCAAUAGUCAGACAAGCACUUCCAGCAGGAUCCCAGUUGACUCUAGAAGCAAAUGGUUUGAUUCUACCGUAUGUUGUUUCUCCAUACUUGAUGUCAGAAUAAAGCUUGGUUUUACAUGUCA